AUGAGAAUAACCCAAAUUUUUAUACUGUUAAUCCUCACUACAAUUUUAAGCACCACUGAAACUUUACAGAUUGACCAAAACUUGUCGAAUUAUGUCUGCAAAAUCAUCAAAGACCUCUUAAAAUCCAACAGCUCUACUCAGGAUGUCCUGAUUGGAAAUAUAGGCGGAAAAAUGUGGUCAUCAACUAUCAAUUACAUUGCUGGAUGUGUUGGACAUAAAGAUGCUGUAGUUGUUAGUGAUUUUAAGAAGCCAUUGACUGAGAAGACAUUAAGGAAGGCAUCAAUUAUUGUUUUAGCAUUAGGAUGGGCUGAUCAGGUACGUUUUAAGAAUAUUUAUGUAGCACAGCAACUAAAGUUCAGUUUAAACAUCCAGAAUACAGUAAUAGCAACAGUCAGAACGCACAUACAUUCAAAAGUCUGGAAUCAUAAAGCAAAAGUCAUGCUCAUAGUCAAAAACAAUCUCAACUUUAAUCAGCGGAUGCAAAUCUUAAAGAUGCUAGUGAUGUACGGAUUCCUUGAUUCUGCAAUCAUUCAUGAGACCAAAAAUGGUGCAGUCAAGUUUGAGAUCUUUGCUACUAUGAAAAGAAACAUCCGAACACUGACAAAUCCCGAACAAUCAGAUCUUGUGUUUCCCGACAAGUUGAGGGACAUGAAUGGUCACAUGUAUACCAUUUUGGCAUAUAAUCAGGUACCUCGUGUAAUAAUUAACAAUAAUAAAGUCUCUUCGACAAUUGUUCCAUUUAUGCAUGCUGUUACUAAGCUCCAAAAUUCACGACAUCAACUCUACAUCAUUAAGGAUUUAAGAGAGUUUAGAAAGCUUUGGAUGGAUCGAAGUUUUGACUUUUCUUUAAGCUAUGGAGUGUUUAUGGACUCUUCGGAGCCAAAACUGCAGACUUAUGAGGAAAAUGGAUACUGUGCUUUAGUUCCUUUACCUCCAAAAACUACCUUUUUCCAAUCUAUCAUCAUUGAACCCUUCGAUGGUCUUACUUGGUUGUUCUUUUUCCUUACUAUUGCUUGUUCUGUUGCUGUUUGGUGGAUGUUCCGUGGUCGUGGUGCUGUUGAUUCUCCUUGGCUUCUUGGUUAUGGCAUGUUUGUCAUGUUCAUCGGACAAGGCGUCGAUUUCAGUCGUAAGAAUCGCUUAGUACUGGAUAUUUUGCUGGAGUUGAUUAUUGUGAUGGUUUGGAUACUCUGCAAUGCGUACGAAGGUGUCAUCUCAUCCUUCAUGAUCCAACCAAUCCAUGAACAACGACUACAGACAUUUGAUGACUUAGUAGCUUCAGAUCAUGUGUUCAUGUCUGACAAUACAUUCGCAAGCUUAAUAUCAGGAUCUGAUUCUUUUAAGUUACUAAACUCACGAUUAGACACAUCGGUUCUCGAAAAGAGCAUGCAUUUAAGCCUAGAACUGGUUCGACAGCACUGGGUGUUUUUCAUAACUUGCGAUCAAGCUGAGAUAAUCCUCGACAAGAAACUGAUGCAAAUAAAUCAAACAGUUUCAGAAUUAUAUUACUUAUUGCCAGAAAAGUUUUUGCCGUUUCUCAUAGACCUUGAAGCUAGCUACUUGAAUCCGUUCUUGGAACGCUUUCAGUAUUAUAUGGAUAUAUCAUUUCAAGCUGGCUUGCCAUAUAUAUGGAAGGUUUUUUAUUCCAAAAUAAACCCAUACAAGAAAAUUUACAGCUUUACUGAUGAGUUUGAAUACCUUAAGCUUGAGGACUUUACUCAAGUCUUUACUAUUCUUAUUAGUGGCUACGUUCUGUCUUUUGGCCUGAUUCUAAUCGAGAUCUUCUUUCAUGACAUCCUUAAGAAAUUAGAGCUUGCUUGUCUUGCACGGAAGUUGAGGAAUCGAGUACAUCAGAUGGCAUAUAAGAAGAGGAAGCAGCCAAAGCAUCCAAAAUAUCAAAGAGGUGCACUUUAUUACAUCAUUCAUCGACGCAAGAGAGUCAAGCGAUUGAAGCCUAAGAAGUUAAAAAUUCGAAGGAUUUAUGUCCAGCCUAGGUUUUCUAUGGAUUAA
This is a messenger RNA of Chironomus riparius, 2007 nucleotides long. Lineage: Eukaryota; Metazoa; Arthropoda; Insecta; Diptera; Chironomidae. The record is from the annotation of a GenBank genome assembly.